AAAUUUUUGUCCUUCUUCUACCAAUUUUCUUUUAGUUGAUCCCCAACUAGUACACACGGAAAAAACCAUUAUGUCGGCGUUUCAACCCGGUGCAGCCCCUCCUCCGCCCGGCGGCAUGAUGAUGCAGCCUGGGGGUCCGGGUCCGGGGAACCAACCGCCCGCAACUAACGAUCCAAACGCCCCUGGUGCAGUGGGACAAGACGCGUCUAAACAACAAGACCCAAAGCCGGUGGAAUCCUCUUCCAGCUUCCAGUAUGUGAUGGAGAAAAGAUUGUGUUUAUUUUCAUUUCAGCAUGACAAACUUCGCCUCACGUUCCAUCCUGUACUUCUGUGUACGCCAUGCAGGAAAAUGACCGACAGGGACGAGAGGUGUAGGUACCCCUACUCAACAGUCACAUUGCGCACGACUCUGUCAUGCUGAAACAGCAUGAUCACAGGAGAACUUCAACUUUGGAGAAGUGAGUACUACGGAAGAAGGAGUUUGUCAUGCAGGAAUGUUGAGAAGAUCAAGAUGACCACUAUCUUUUCUCUGUCACAGCCAAGUGAUGGUGACUGGAGAAUUGGAGGGCGCACAGCUCGGCUCCUCUGGACGCGGACCGCUGAUUACGCAGGAGACAACCCUGCCGUCGACGCAUGAGAUUUGGCAUGAUGCAAGACGUCCGUCAUGAACAUGUAGAUCGUGAUGGCGCGACCUGUAGUAAUGCAAAAUUUGCAGGCCAGAUCAUGCCGCUGAAGCAGGGAAACCAAAACGGCUUGCAGUGCAACCCACGACGACCAGCAAAUCUGUGUUGCGAACAACUCAUCUAACCUGCUCGUCUCCACCAUUUUUGCUCUUAAUAAUAUGCAAUACAAUUUUGAUUUUCCGUUGCGGAGGUGGCAUGGUUGUAUUGCAUAUUACUGUGCGUCUUCAGCUUCCAGUGCGGGAACGACUGGUCGGUGGUACAGGGCCACACGCAGGGAAUCUAUGCAUUGCAAAAGUAUUACAGAUUGUUCGCAAUUAUUGCAAUUCAUUGCAUGACAUCUAAGCAUUGUAGACGAGAGUCAGCAUUACAAAGUUGUCUCUACGAGCUCUGGUCCUUGGAAACGUGAACAAGAACAGUCACGAUGCAUGAUACAUUAUCCACAUCACCUACUUGAUGAUGCAAUACCUAGCAACUUCUUUUGCAAAGCAUAGAUUCACGCAGUUAGCAACCUCCGCGCACCCGACCACGAAGGUGUCUGGACUUUUCCACGGGGAUCCACGGGAGGUAGUGUGGAAUUUUCCGCUGGGCGUAACGUACAAGACCACCAACGCCUUCGGUAUCCAGGAAGAAAAUUGUGUUACUGUAGGUGUUUUGGAGUGCUGUCCGCAUCACAAACUUGCUCCGCAUGACAGAGAAAGCUUGUAAUGCAGAGCUAGUAGCACGUGAAAUGAAAACACACAUGAAAGGAGGACUUGCGCGGGUGUUUGGCAUGACAAGUGUAACUCAUUUGCAUUUUCUGCAUCACAGACUUACACACUUUUUUUCUUGCAUAUUCAGCUGGCCGCGGCUAAUCGUGUCCGUGUACGGGACGGACCUGUGCAACCGGCGGGUCAUCUAUCCAAGAAAAAAACUGUGUAAGUGUAACUCUGUGUUGCAGAAAAUACGAAACUGUUACACUUGUCAUGCUGGACAUGCAUCAGAGGCAAUUUUUGUGCGUUUUUUCAUGUACUAGCUACGCAUGACAGGUUUGCUGUGUCAUGCAGAGCAAACUUGUGAUGCUACUCCUCCAAGAAACUUACACUUACACAGUUUUUUUCCUGGAUAUCAUCAAGGGCUACGGCAGCAUCCAUGUCCCGUGCUCCCCCGGGAGACACGAAAGGAUCAUCCGUCUGUUCCGACCCAUUUCUUCGUAAUAACUUUUCCCUAGAGCAAGAAGCUGUAAAUAUGUUGGGGUUAUGGUAAUCCUUUGCGAGAUGGAGUAUCUGGAUCCGAUUGUUGAAACUUGGUGCCCGCCUACGCGGAACAGAGAUUCUCGGCUUUUUGAGUUGUCAUUUGUGAUCUAAAAAACGGCCAUGCGACACUCUCUAAAAAAAUCCACAGGUCAUGGCUGGUCCGUUUCCUGGGUUGGCUUUUGGGAUCUCCGGCGCAAUUCGUGGAUCCGAGGAUUAUCGGCGGGACAGACGGGAGAGAGGUAGUGCGGGUGCAGUCGGGUGGGAAAGUAAAGGUGGUUUUUAACGUGUUGUCAAAAGGGCACAAGGACUUCAAUUACGACUUAGGGGGUGCGUGAGAAAAAAAUCAAAAAAGGGAAAAUCAAUAAACGAGUCUGUUAGAACGUAAAAUAGGCAGCUUUGAUACUUCGAGUCCAAAAUGUAGUCAAUUUUUGGGGGUACCUAGAAUUUAGUAGAUUUGCUUUGAUGCAAGCGCAGCGCGCAAAUAGAAACUACACCGUGAUACUCUUGAUUGAUGAGAGUUUUUAAUAUACCAUUUCCAAUCGGAACAACGAGUAAUACACCACCAGCCAUUUCUUUUUCUACUCUACACUACUCUUGGUUUUAAAAGGCAAAGAGCAACCAAGAGCCGCACAAAGACUGCGGAAAGGAUGAAAAAACAAUUGAUGGAUCUUCCAACCAGGAGGCAGGAGCUACUUGUUGGGAGGUUUUGUCAGGACAACAAGCGGACUGCAGCAUCAUUCUGCACUUUUUUUUGAAAAAACGGUUGAACAACCAGCAGCAGCAGCACAGACUGCUAUAACCGGCGAAACAACAU
Molecule: messenger RNA, 2729 nt
Organism: Amoebophrya sp. A120
Lineage: Eukaryota; Dinophyceae; Syndiniales; Amoebophryaceae
Source: the annotation of a GenBank genome assembly